This is a messenger RNA of Aureobasidium pullulans EXF-150, 984 nucleotides long. RefSeq lists its product as uncharacterized. Bases 1 to 984 code for a protein of 327 amino acids. The record is from RefSeq and is a predicted model, not a curated record. The transcript is spliced from 3 exons. Lineage: Eukaryota; Fungi; Ascomycota; Dothideomycetes; Dothideales; Saccotheciaceae. Gene Ontology annotation, molecular function: hydrolase activity, acting on ester bonds.
AUGGUCUGGGAAUCAAGCGUGACACUCGUGGCAGCAGCAUUGGCUCUUUCCAAUCUAGUGAAUGGCCUACCGAACAGUCAUCCCAGUAAAAGCCAUUAUCCUGGCUGGGCAGGCAUCAAGCAUAUCUUUGCUUUUGGUGAUUCUUAUACUACCACAGGCUUCAACGUAUCUCUUGCGCAGCCAAGCCCUGCAAAUCCACUCGGCAACCCGACAUAUCCAGGUUACACAUCCUCCAAUGGGCCGAACUGGAUUGACUACCUGACGACAACCUACAACAAAUCAUUCAUCGAGACCAUCAACUUGGCAUACGGCGGCGCUACCGUCGAUUCCACUCUCGUAGCACCUUACAAACCCACCGUACUAUCAGUCAAAGAGCAAGUACAAACCGAAUACCUACCCAUCUACGCCUCGCAGUCCUCAAUCUUCCCCUGGACAUCAGACGACACCCUCUUCACAAUCUUCAUCGGUAUAAACGACAUCGGCAACAGCUACUCCUCUCAAAACGCAACACUCACCCCUACAAUCUUUUCCGAACUCUCCGGCCUAGUCGACCAACUCUACUCCACCGGCGCCCGCAACUUCCUCUUCCUAAAUGUACCUCCAGUCGACCAGUCUCCCCUCACCCAAGCCGCCGGCCCUGCCUCCCAAGCCCUCGAAGCUUCUGCGAUCUCCGACUGGAAUUCUCGCGUCGUCUCUCUGUCUAAAUCCCUAACUCACCGUCACUCGGACGUCACUUCCUUCGUCUUCGACACGAACAAAGUCUUCUCCCGCGUCAUCGAGCACCCUUGCGCAUACCCGCAGACUUGUGCGUAUCAGAAUACGACCCAAUAUUGUGAAGCUUAUCAGAAUGGAACACCCACGCCUACGAGUUUUAACGCUACGUGUGGGGUUUCGGUGGACAAGUAUUUGUGGUUGAAUAGUUUGCAUCCGACGUUUAGAAUGCAUGAGGCUAUUGCUUCGCAGAUUGUCAAGUUGAUCAAGUAG